Messenger RNA from Mustela erminea (ermine), 2012 nucleotides. It is a transcript of the gene AANAT, whose product is annotated as aralkylamine N-acetyltransferase. Bases 979 to 1602 code for a protein of 207 amino acids. Gene Ontology annotation, biological process: response to light stimulus; melatonin biosynthetic process; circadian rhythm. Gene Ontology annotation, molecular function: aralkylamine N-acetyltransferase activity. Gene Ontology annotation, cellular component: cytoplasm. The transcript is spliced from 7 exons. The record is from RefSeq and is a predicted model, not a curated record. Lineage: Eukaryota; Metazoa; Chordata; Mammalia; Carnivora; Mustelidae.
AGGACUGGGUGGGGGACCCGGGAGGAGGAAGCGCAGUGGGCAGGAGAGAAAGGGGAGUGGCCGAGGUGGGGCGGAGGAUGGUCCCGAGACUGUCAACAACCUUUAAUGAGCCUCCUCGGCGUCUCCAGCCCAGUCCUACGCGCUGGGAGGGGUGAGGAAGAGCCGGACACCGUUCCUGUCCUCUAGGUGUUUACAGCCUAGCCGGAGAGACGACACAGAUGCAUAUUAAAUAGCUAAAACCAACUCCAGGGCAGCUUGUAAGCAAAGCUAUAAAAGAUUUAGAGAGCGAGCCUAUCUGGAGUGUAUUGUAUUAGGAAAUUACACACAAAGUUUGGAAGGUCAUGACCCCGAAGGAUCAGAAAGAUAAGCAAGCAUUAGUGGCCUCUCUGGUUUGGGUUUCAGAGGGACUCAGAGCUCCAUGAGGCUUAGUAUACAUGGCGAGAGGUGGGAUAGUGAGGUAGUUAGGGGUGGGGGCCGUGGAUUCCAAUUCCUGCUGCUGCCACUUACUAAUCUUAUAAAGGUUCCACGUGUCUGGGGAUGUUUUCCGCGAAGAGUAGGGCCCUCACGGCCGAUCCGUAACCUGCUCUUCUCCGGCGGGCCGUGAGGGGGCGCAGUGGAGCCUCAGGUCUACGAAGGAUGGAGAAGGCGGGGACAGGGCAGCGGCACAGCCGUGCAGGCUCCGUCCUGCUGGUGUAACACAGAGGCGGGGCAGGGAUUAUAAAUCGGAGAGAACAUCCCAUGUUCCCCAGUGACAUCUCAGCAGCCAAGAGGACCGAAGUCCCAGAUUUCCCUGCCUCCCUCGACUGCUGACGACCUCCAGGGGCCGAUGGCUGAAGCAGCCUAAGAAGCUGGACCCACUCCAUCUUUCACAGGCAAAGGACGGGGAAGCCCCUUUCUAGGCAGGUGCCAGAGGGCCCUUUUAGGUGACAAAGGCCACUUCUGAAGUUGGGGCAUCCCCAGGAGACACCAGCAGCCAAGAUGUCCACACAGAGCACACCCGACCCGGAGCCCGAGGCCUCGGACCUGCAGUCUGGGACCCCAGAGGCCCCUGGCCGCCAGCGGCGCCACACGCUUCCCGCCAGUGUGUUCCGCUGCCUCACUGCGGAAGAUGCCGCUGGCGUGUUUGAGAUCGAGCGCGAAGCCUUCAUCUCCAUCUUGGGCACCUGCCCCUUAUAUCUGGACGAGGUCAAGCAUUUCCUGACCCUGUGUCCAGAGCUGUCCCUGGGCUGGUUCCAGGAGGGGUGCCUCGUAGCCUUCAUCAUCGGCUCGCUUUGGGACCAGGAGAGACUCACUCAGGAGUCGCUGAUGCUGCACCGGCCGGGGGGCCACACUGCCCACCUGCACGUGCUGGCCGUGCACCAAGCUUGCCGGCGCCAGGGCAAGGGCUCCACACUGAUGCGGCGCUACCUGCAGCACUUGGGCGGCCAGCCGACGGUGAGCCGGGCCGCGCUCAUGUGCGAGGACAGACUGGUGCCCUUCUACCAGGGAUUCGGCUUCAGCCCCGUGGGCCCCUGCGCCAUCACCCUGGGCCCGCUUGCCUUCACGGAGCUCCAGUGCUCCAUGCGAGGCCACGCGUGCCGGCGUCGGAACAGCGGCUGCUGAGCCCGGCGCCCUGCCCUCCCGGCUGCCGCCCCACGGCACCCAUGGCCACAUGCUGGGCUGCGGGGAGGCAGGCUGGGGCUCCCACCCGGCCCCAGGGUCCCCUUCUCUGCCCAGCCCAGGCUGCCUGCCGAACGGUGCCGGAGGUGGGGCUGGGUUGGGAACUGGGGACAGCAGGUGUCCCCGGACCACCUCGGUGACUCCCUCAUUCUCGGGAACCAAAGGGGGACCCUCUGGGCAGACAGCCUCCUUCUCCCCAGCCUCAGGGAUUCCCCUUCUCGUCCUCGGCCCCGGAAUAGGGGGGAGCUGGGCGCAGGGCAGUGCGGGGGUUAUCUCCCAGCUCCCCCCAUGGGCCCCCCACCGCUCGCCUCAGAUACCCCGGAUCCUCUUCCCUCUAAUAAAUAAAGAGUUGU